This is a messenger RNA of Clonostachys solani, 309 nucleotides long. NCBI's taxonomy places the organism in Eukaryota, Fungi, Ascomycota, Sordariomycetes, Hypocreales, Bionectriaceae. The record is from the annotation of a GenBank genome assembly.
AUGACUGGGCAGUUCAAAACGCCGUCUGACGCUAGGAUGAUUUCUUCUGGUAACUGCCUGCAGCACGGUCCCGUAAUAGUCCGUGGGCACGUCAAGACUAGCACCAUGUUCGAGGAGAAGCUCGACGACCUCAGUCUUGCCACGUACCGCCGCAAUGCUCAACGCCGUGCCGCUCAUGGGGGCAACUCGGUCAAUGAGGGCGCCCCUGUCGAGCAGCAACUUCACGAGGUCUUUGUGACCUCGGGCUGCCGCCAAGUGCAGCGGAAGAAACCCUUCAGAAUUAGGUGUGUUUACCUCCGCGCCGUCUAA